ACGUCUGCGCGAGCGCCAGAGACUCAAGGUUGUGAAGACUGGCAAGGAAAUUCUCAGACUAGAAAACUACUUGCAAUCAUUGCAACACACCAUCUCUGCAUCUCUAAACAACAACACGAUGAUGUCGACUGCUGCUAGUCUUACUGCUGCUGCUGCCGGUUUUCACAGCCUUACUGCCCAGGGAUUAAUGUUGCUAAAGGCAGUUAAGUAUAGCCAGAGCAAUUGUAAUUUGGAGAUUGAUACGCAGGCGUACCAGAUAAUCAUGUUGCUGGAGGGCGCUACGCAUUGGCUUGGUGUCUGCGCUGGGCGCAUUAAUGUGCUGAAGAAGUUGCUGUCCGAUCAAGUUGCCAGUUUAGAGUUCAAUAUGGGCCAAAGGUCGUCGUUGUUAUCGCCAUCAUCGGGUUUUAUGAAAGUGAUAUCAGCACCAUUGGACGCAAGAGGCAGCACCAGCAGCACUGACAGUGUCAGCGAUAGGAUGGGUGGCAUUACUAGGGUUGAGUCGGUAUCUGAGUUAUAUUGGAACGCUAAUCUUACUACCUCCACAGUCCGGUCUCGGUCUGGCUCCAAAGCCAACAGCCAGACCACGUCUCGCAUUCCCAUUUCAUUCUUGCUUGAUGACAACUGAACCUGCUAUAAUUUUUAUAGGAAUAUUUGAUAUGUGCGAAAUAGUUAAAAAAAAUGUGUAGUAUUAUUA
This is a messenger RNA of Kickxella alabastrina, 694 nucleotides long. RefSeq lists its product as uncharacterized. The transcript has a single exon. The record is from RefSeq and is a predicted model, not a curated record. NCBI's taxonomy places the organism in Eukaryota, Fungi, Kickxellomycota, Kickxellomycetes, Kickxellales, Kickxellaceae. Bases 119 to 625 code for a protein of 168 amino acids.